AUGGAUUAUCAUCAUGAUACACCAGGUCACCUGACCAAGCCCAUGACCAGGUCUAAACACAUCACCUGUAGCUUCAUGACAAGGCACAAGGUGAAGCUGAUCCCAAUCUCUCAAAGGAUCAGCCCACCCUAUGACAACCACUGUCAUACUGACCGACUAGGUGCCAGAUUCAAACAUGUAGUUGCAACAGCUCCUUUCUCUUUGUUUUGUUUACAGCCUGGGACAGUCAUAAUCUGGGCAUGCCUUAAAGCUGUGGUGUCCAACAGGCUAGCCACAUGGGGCUAUUGGUCAGCUCUUUGCAAAGGGCGAAUCGUGAGGGUGCCCAAAAGCCCACUCAUUCGAGUUGAAGGUACAGAGACGGUGAUCCCCUGCAAUGUUACUGACUAUGAUGGACCCAGCGAACAGAACUUUGACUGGGAAUUUUCCCAGGGAACUGACUUUGUGCGUAUAGUGAGCACCUGGGACUUGUCAUUCACCUCCCAGCAAUACCAGAAGAGGGUUGAUGAUAAGGAAAUUGUGCUGAGGCGGAGCAGUAAUAAUGCUGUGGAACUCCUGAUCAGAAAUAUCCAGCCAGUUGACCAAGGAGAAUACAAGUGCAUCACCCCUAGCACAGAUGCCACUGUUCAGGGAAAUUAUGAUGCUACGGUCCAAGUGAAAGUGAUUGCCGAUGGCUUAACUGUGCGUGGUUCUAAAGCCCGGUCCUCAAUCUCUCGCAAACUCUCUGAGGGAGACUCGUUUGAAUUGUACUGCUCUGCAUCCACCACCUCCUCAGAACACACUCACCUGCAAGUUACCUGGGAGCUCAAGAAUGGCACAGCCUGGGAGGAGAUCCUCUCUCUGACGCACGAGGGCAAGUUCUGGUCCAGCCCAGAGUAUGAAGAGCGCUACCUGAGCGGAGAAGUGCGCUUGGACACUGUGGGGAAUGACACUUACCGACUGUCUGUCUCCCAGGCGCUGCCAAUGGAUGGGGGCAACUACAGGUGUCUUGUGAGUGAGUGGGUGAAAGGUGCCGAUAGUUCCUGGCAGAAGAUCCAGGAGAAGAAUGUGGAAGUAGCAAGCGUGGUAGUUCAGCAGACGGCUCUGGAUGUGCUUAUUACCACGAGCAACAUGUCUGUGACUGAAAGGGACUCCCUGGACCUCACCUGCAACAUCACAACAGACAGAAAUGGCAUCUUCCAAGCUGAGGUUACGUGGUAUUUCAGUCAAUCACCUGAUACUACAUUGUUGGAUGCCAAGGUUUUGUUGAGUGUGGACCAUGAUUCAUUGGUCAGUGACUCUUCCCUCAUCAGCCUGAGUUACAUGGAUAGCAAGUCCUACCGCAUGUUGGUGCGAGAUGUGGGUGUGGACGAAUCUGGCUACUAUUUCUGCCGAGCAGCUGUCUGGGCACCACAGAACAAUAGAGGCUGGCACAAGGUGGUGGAAAAGACCUCUUCCCCCGUCAACGUGGUGGUGACAACAUUAGAGCUGGACUACCAGGUAUUUCUGAGUGCUUCAAAAAUGCCUACAUUUUCAGAUGACCCCACAGAACUGGAAUGCAGGAUUACGAAUGUGCAGAACACAGAAGCAAACACACGUUUUACAGUCUCCUGGUACUACAGAAUGCUCCUGCUCAGCGAUGAUGUUGCAACGGACCAACUUCUUGCCACGAUGGAUGCAGACUGGACGUUGACGGUUGGGAAUAGGAGCAGACAGAGGACCCAGAAUGGGGAAAUAAUUUUCUUUAAACAGGCCAUGGAUAUUUUCAGUUUACGAAUCCAGUCGACCUCUGAAGCAGACAAAGGGGAUUAUUACUGUGUUGUCUCUGCCUGGAGAAGGCACCACAACAACAGCUGGGUAAAGAGCAAAGAUGUGACUUCCAUUCCUGUCAGAGUUUUCUGGGAGAAUCAAGACUAUACACUAACAGUGGAGGCUGUGAAACUGAAGCCAUUCUUCGUGGCAGGUCACACCUUUGAGAUGACAUGCAAGGUAUCUUCCCAAAACAUCAAGACACCACGUUACUCUGUUCUCAUUACAGCAGAGAAGUCGCUGACAGGCCAAUCAAACCUUAAUGGGACCACUCGCAUAAUCUCCUUGAACCAAGAUUCGGUGGUAAGACUAGAAGACUGGACAGACCAGGCCCGAGUGGAUGGUGUGGUCCUGGAGAAAGUUCGGGAGAAUGAGUUCCGCUAUAGGAUGUACCAGACACAGAUAUCUGACGCUGGUCUGUACCGCUGUGUGGUGACCGCUUGGUCCCCUGGUGGCGGUGGCAUGUGGCGAGAGGCAGUGAAUGGCUUCUCCAAUCCCAUCCAGAUAGACUUCCAUACCUCAGGUCCCGUGUUUAAUGUCUCAGUGCAUUCGGACUACCCGACGAUUUACCAGGGUGAGCUGGCGGAUCUGCUCUGCAUUGUCACCAUCGAAGGAGCGGCACUCGAGCCAGAUGAUUUGGCCUUUGACGUCUCCUGGUUUGCUGUGCACUCCUUUGCAUUAGACAGACCCCCUGUCUUGCUAGCUUCGUUGGAUCGGCAAGGGAUCGUAUCCCAGGCCAGGAGGAACUGGAGCAGUGAUGUCAGCCUAGAGAGGAUUAGCCCCAUGGAGUUCCGGCUGCGGGUGCAUGGCUCUGAGGACCAGGACUUUGGCAACCAUUACUGCUCAGUAACCCCUUGGGUACGCUCAGCCACCGGUGUUUGGCAGCGGGAACCAGAGAUCAAAUCCAAGCCCAUAUUCAUAUCUGUGAAAAUGGAUGUGCUGAAUGCUUUGAAGUACCCACUGUUGAUAGGCAUUGGUCUAGCCACCAUCAUCGGACUCUUAUCCUGCCUCAUUGGCUACUGCAGUUCCCAAUGGUGUUGCAAAAAGGAAGUUCAAGAAACCCGACGGGAGCGACGCCGGCUAAUGUCUAUGGAGAUGGACUGAGUGUGGGAAUGACAUUAUGCACGUUUCGGGACAGAUUGGGGGAGAUGGCCUGAGGCUGAGGUGUGUGACACACAAACACCCAAUGGACAGUAUCUCUUUCUCUGAUCUAAGCCAGGACCUAAAGCUUCUCCUAUCCACAUGCUAAGUUCUGAGAGCACAGGCCGUGUGUACCAGCACAGAGCUCUUCUUCCAGGGACAUUUAUUGUGGGGAUAUUUUCUUCUGACACGCAAACUGUUCAGCAGCCUUCAGACAAGAUUCACUGUUUAAAUCCUUUUGUCUUGUUUUUAGGAUCUCUCUUUGUGUGUUAACGUUGUUGGGAGGGGUGUGUAUUGUGAUGGGCUGAGCUUGGAAGAAAUAUUUUGCCUUUUAUACAAUUAGCUGACCUGUUCCUAGAGUUUUGUUCACAUGUCCAGUGCUGGGAAGGAAGCUAGUACUUGUCCGGUGAGAGUGCUGUAGUCAAGAGCAGGUUUUUGGUUGUCAAGGUGCCCUCUCUUCCCCGAUUUUCAGGGGGGUUGCCUUUCUCAGCAGAGUUACACGUAUAUUGAUGUGUCUGCUUGAGAGAAUUUUUUUAAUCUUUUUCUUUUUUAUAAAAAAAAAAAAAACCAAACCUUUUAAGUUGGUAUUUUGUUCUAGUGAAAAGGGUGAGCUUGGCAGCCCUAGAGACUGAAUGCUCAGACCAAGUACUUCAUAGUGCAGGCCUUCCUUCCCACCACAACCCCUCCCACCCUGCCUCAACUCUGACCCACAGGAAGCACUGCUCUCCUUGAGUGGUGAGUUCCAUCUCCAUGGCCUCUCUGCUGAGACUGCCAGCAAAGCAUUAGUUCACAGUCAUGGCGGUGGCAAUGGGCUUUAGGAAGAAGGUGGAGAUUUUUUCAGGUGUGUGGAGGUAUGUGGCCAAUGGGUGUUUGGCUGGAAAGGAUGUAGGAAACAGCUGUUACUUAUACACAGCAAGUUCUAAAGUCAUUUCCAUUUUGUUUCCUUCCUAACACAAAUCUCUGCAAUAUCCAGUUUGGCUGCAGAGUGUCUGUGAUUGACAAUAGCCAAAUGGUGACUCAGCACGGGUAUGAAAUCAGGCCAUCGUGGGGGAGGGAGUUUGUAUUUUACAAACCUCUGUCUUUUUGUACAUUCAGUGAUCCCUGUCUUUCAAUGGGUUCUCUCCAUUGCUGGCCACUGCAUGGGGGUGGAUCUCUCCGGGGGGCUGUUGAGGCAUAUUCAUAGGUGCUAUAGUAUGAAAGCCCAGCCCAGGUCUUCCACGUUCCCCUGGCAUGGCUCCUAAGGAGCUGCUCUCAGCUAUCCGGGCAGCUCUGUUCUCCUAGCACAGCUGGUGUUUUUAAGCAAUAAAAGUCAAAUGUGUACAAAAGAAAUAUUCUGAUACCAUAUCCAGGGUUUGGCUAAUAUCAACAAAGAUGGGAAAUUGAAUAAUGGCCAGUGCUCCAUCCUGCUCCAUUAUGCUUUAGGAAAAAAGAACCAGUGAUAGAUUAAACCCUCUGUAAAAGUUAGAGGCCCUGCUGUACUGUUAACCAUCUAGGCUUUCAGUAUUUUCUAGGUAAUCUCUCUGACUAGUAGCUCUGUCCUUGUUAUUAACAUGACUUCAUUUCACAACUGUCCCAGUGAAGUCUUUGACUUGGUUUUAUUGUAAUCACUGCAAACUGCAUUGAUUGAAGAUGUUCACAUUCAUUUACCUUUGUCUUGAUUUUUUUCCCCCAGUAUUGGCACAAGAUGUUUUCCCUAAGAGGGACUGCGGCUAAGAUUUUUUCACCUGUGACUGUUUAUUUUGGGUGGGUGUGUUUCAGAAACAGCCCAACUUUACAAAGAGUGAGUGCGCAGCACUUUUUUUUUUUUAAUUUGGCCCCCUUAUGAUGUCUGACAUGGUCAUCCAGAAAUGGAGGCCCUAAAAUCACUGGUCACCACUGGGAAAUCUUGGCCUGAAUCUUCUCAGAAGCCUUCCCAAUAGAUAGCUUUUUUUUUUUUUUUUUGCAACUACGCAACAUGCUUCAGUGCCCUUGCUGAAUCUGAAGGCAGGUGCAGUGAGAAGCUGUCUGGGGAGGGAUGCACAGCCAUCAAGGCACAUGAAUUCCCUGUGUGUACAUUGUACGAACUUGCCUUUAUGCUCUUCAGAAAGAAGAAAGCCCAGGAGCCAAUUUGCUAAAGCAGGAUCCCUUCCUCUUCUGGAACCACCACAGAAUGUAUGUUCUCUCCUGCUCUGCUUUACCGCUGAGGCAUUGCUUGCUGGGCAUGUGAAGCACCGAGUUUGCAUUGAUGCUCUUUCCCAUACACAGCUGAAUAACUCAUCUUUCCUGCUUUAAUAUUUGCUUUCCUCACAUCUUUGCCAUUUCUUUUAGCAUGUGUGUCUGCUGCGGGGGGGACUGGGGGGGGAGAUCAGUUAGUUAAAGCACAAGUCACUCGCUCUCCUUUCAGGUUUAACCCUCAUCUCCAUUGCUGUCAGUUAUGUUUGGGGGAAACGGAAUUGGCUUGGAAUGCAGUAAUAUGGAAUGAACAAGCAGGGAAUGGCAGCUUCUCUGAAGCAUACGCUUCAUAUUGGCAUUUUCUCCCUGCAGAAAGAAACUCAGGGUUAUUUUGACUGGGGGGUUAGGAGGAUUUGCUUGCCUGUUAGUGAGGGGGGUCUCCAUGUCCUUAGCUAUCAUCAACCUCUUUCUUCAAGUAGUGUCACUGUGGGUGCUCCAUUGUGUGUGUUUGUGAGACUCUCAUGAGCCAUGUUCAAUCCGGUAUUGAGAUCCUUUUGCCCCGCAACCAAUCUGUAUCAGGCUACACAAAUGAACCAGCCCCUCCAUUCUUUCUGAGCUGCAUUGGCACCAUGGUGUUAGCAUAUCCGCCUCUUGCCUAACUCAUCGGUUACAGAGUUUCUCUCUAGUUGGCUGGUUUUGGUUUUAGUAGUAGUUAGAUAAGUAUUUUAAUUUUUAAAAAAAGAAUGUUUUUCAUUAUAGAGGAUGGAGUCCAAUCUUAAGACUUUUCUGUUUGCUCACCCCACACUUGUGAGAGUCAUGAAAAACCUGGGGAUCCUCUUCCCGCAGGUCUUGUGUGGGGCCUGAACUUAGUUCCCAAAAGCCUCCCACAGCUCCCUUUUGAACCAAGGGUGACCUGCUCCUGAUUGAAUUUAUUGAGGAAAAAGAGCCUUCCUAGUACCUACCAUUACCUCAGCUUGCAGAGUCAGAGCUAUUGGGGCCUUAAUAGCAGAUGCCUGCCCCUCGCCCCUCCCCCCCAUAAUGUUCCACAAGGAUAAGGUGUCCUUACGGCCACAUCUCAGGUUUCUGCCUAAAAUAACCUGUGAAUUUCACCUGAAUUCCACCUGAAUCAGAGCAUAUACCUAUCAGGGUUUUUUUUUUUUCAAGCCAUAUACUUCCAAUGGGGGAAUGUUCUCCAUGCUCUGGAUGUCAGGAGGUCACUAUCCUUCUGUCUGAACAGAACUACGCCAUUUUGCAAAUCUAAUAGGCUGUUUUUAACCUGUCUGCAUCUGAAAUAGAGUGCUGCCAAUUUCUACCUGGAGAUGCUCUCUAAAUCUAUUUCUGCGGGUUGACAUUCCACUGCCAUUGGCAUGUUGCUGCAUUUGACUAAAUUGCUAUCUACAUCUCUGGCUCUCCUUAACAAUGUUCCCUUUUCAGAAAUCUACAGAGCUGUCACAUGGUCUUCAGUUAUAUAGCUUCUCUAGGCACAGAUGCAGCUAUUUGCAGUGCAGUUCUGUCUUCAGUGAUGGAUUCCAAUUCUAAGCUCCCUGUGCUAGGGAGGGGAUACUGCUCAGGAGUGACCAAAAGCGGAGAACCCCUAUGGAGACUACUCAAAGACAAGAUUACUCACCCUGUGGUAGUAACUUUGCUUCUUUGAGAUGUGUCCCCCUAUGAGUGCUCCUCUACCACCCUCCUUCCCUUCUGUGUCAAUUUCCUCUGAGAUUCAGUAGCGCAGAAGACACUGAUGGGGCAGUUCAUCCGUGUAGCCUGAUACAGCCUCAGCGCAGGGCUGAACGGACACUGCUCAUGUAAAUCUCCAUAUGGGGCACACCUCAGUGAAGGAUCCAUAGAGACUUAAACCCUGAAGAACUACAGGUACUGCACAAGGUGAGCAACCUCUUCCAUCAUAGAUCAUAACACAUCUCCUUGCUGUUCCUAGUAAAAGGAGUUGGCCACUAGAUUGCAUGGCUGCUAGGCCUAUGGGAGGUGGUGCUCCAUCCCCUUUAACCCCUGUUGUUGCUGUAUUUUUGAAGGCUGCAAUCCUUGGGACAGUAGUUUCCCAGCAGGCUUCCUUCCAAGUGUGCCAAUUUUGUAUUCUCCUCUCUUUUUAUAUAAUAGGAAUCUCCUCCCUAGCUAGAAAAAUUGUGUGUCUUAGUCACUUUUUUGUCAUGAUUUUUUUUUUAACUCCGUGUAACAACUUGUGUGUGUUAGGAGUGGUCGGUAGCAGAGGGUGUUAAGGAUUAAGCCACAUGGGGCUUGGAUGACUUCAGUACCAUCGAAGCUGCACCUCCUGGGAUUGAAACCAGUAGCCAAGUAUGCUAAGGGCUCCGGCCGAUCUUACUCUGUUCCCUUUGCCACAUGUUUUUUACUCAGUUACAGUAAGGAAAUUCUGCUGGGCUCUGAACCAGGCAUUGCUUGAAAAUCACUUAAUGAAAUGGACAGGAAUUUGUAGAAGGUAUGAAAUAAGGUGUUUGGCACAAUUCUGGAAUGCAGGAAUGGAGUGGUUCUAAUGAUGCUAUGUCAUGUUUCUUUUUAUGUUAAAAAAAUAAAGAGCGAAUCUUUUGAUAACCA
Pelodiscus sinensis (Chinese soft-shelled turtle) is the source of this 7644-nucleotide messenger RNA. NCBI's taxonomy places the organism in Eukaryota, Metazoa, Chordata, Testudines, Trionychidae. The record is from RefSeq and is a predicted model, not a curated record.